Molecule: messenger RNA, 390 nt
Organism: Lodderomyces beijingensis
Lineage: Eukaryota; Fungi; Ascomycota; Pichiomycetes; Serinales; Debaryomycetaceae
Source: the annotation of a GenBank genome assembly
AUGCAAGAUUUACCACCUAUCGGCGGCUACGACCCCGUUCAAUGGAAAAGGAACUUGCCAACACGAGGCUUCAGAGCCUCGAUAUACUUCUGGGGCAUUCUAGGUAUAUGCUCGUUUGGCUUCUACAGAUACUAUCAAGGCGUCGAUGAGCAAAGAGAGCUUACUCGUGAGAAGAGGUGGGCUAGGUUUUAUCUUGAGCCUUUGCUCGCUGCUGAAGACGACAGAAACACAGCAAGACGCUAUUUCGCCGAGAUGGAGAGACAGAAGUUGAUUAAGGAGAGUGCUACCGACGCCAAGGUGAAGGCAGCUAUUGAAGACGAGAUUUACCACGACAAGAGCAAGCAGAGAUUCCCUAAGUAUGUUGCUGGUCUCAAUCCCAAGGACAUAUAG